Messenger RNA from Strigops habroptila (Kakapo), 1762 nucleotides. RefSeq names its product PH and SEC7 domain-containing protein 4-like. Gene Ontology annotation, cellular component: ruffle membrane. The coding region runs from base 130 to 1542 and encodes 470 amino acids. The transcript is spliced from 12 exons. The record is from RefSeq and is a predicted model, not a curated record. Gene Ontology annotation, biological process: regulation of ARF protein signal transduction. Lineage: Eukaryota; Metazoa; Chordata; Aves; Psittaciformes; Psittacidae. Gene Ontology annotation, molecular function: phospholipid binding; protein binding; guanyl-nucleotide exchange factor activity.
CGCCCCCCCAGCCCCAUAGAUCCCCCAUAUCAAUGCCGGGGUGGGGGGUCCCCAUCCCCCUCCCCACCGCGGGGUCCCCCCAUCCCGGGCCAUGGCUGUGCGCCGGGGUCCCCCCCCGCGUCCCCCCACAUGCAGGAGCUGCCCCCCGAGACGGGCGCCGAGCCCCCGGCCAGCACCCAGGGGAGCCCCGCGGGGGGGUCCCGCGCUCACGCGCGCCUUGUGGCCUCGCGCCUCUUCCGCCUCGACGGCGUCCGCAGGUCGGAGGUGGCCGCGUUCCUGCGCCGCGGGGACGGGUUCAGCGCGAUGGUGGCGCAGGAGUACCUGGAGUGGUUCCAGUUCGGGGGGCAGGCGCUGGACCAGGCGCUCAGGAGCUUCCUGCGGGCGCUGGCGCUGUCGGGGGAGACGCAGGAGCGGGAGCGCGUCCUCGGGCACUUCUCGCGGCGCUUCCACCGCUGCAACCCCGGAGCCUUCCCCUCGCCCGACGCGGUUCACUCGCUGACGUGUGCCCUGAUGCUGCUCAACACCGACCUCCACGGGCAGCGCCUCGGCCGCGCCAUGAGCAGCGCCCAGUUCGUGGCCAACCUGCGCGGGAUGAUGGACGGGCAGGACUUCCCCCGGCAGCAGCUCAAGGCUCUCUACAGCUCCAUCCGCCGGCAGAAGCUGCCGUGGGCAGUGGAUGACAAUGAGGAGGCGGCCCCCCCCGGCCCCGGGAAGAGCGAAUCCCGGCCGGAGCUGCCGGGGGGGGCCGAGGCCGUCACCCACCGGGGCUGGUUGGCCAGGAAGGUGCUGGCCGAGGCUGAUGGCAGGAAGACGCCGUGGGGCAGACGCGGCUGGAAGCGCUUCGAGGCGGUGCUGGAGGGGACCCUCCUGUACCUGCGCAAGGCGGGGGCCCCCCCCGAGGCGCCGCUGGGGGUGCACCACGCUCUGGCCGAGCGCGCCGCCGGUUACACCAAGCGCCCCGACGUGUUCCGCCUGCGCACGGCCGACGGGCGCCGCUUCCUCUUCCAAGCGCCGACGCCGCGGGAGAUGCUGUCCUGGAUUGCGCGGCUCAACCUGGCGGCCGCGCUCCUCUCGGCGCCGCCGUUCCCCGCCGCCGUCGGGUCCCAGCGCCGCCCCGCGCGGCCCGUGCUGCCCGCGGCGCUCAGCCGCAGCCCCCCGGAGGAGCAGCGCCGGAGCCACGCGGCGUGGAUGGAGCGGGUGGAGCAGGAGCUGCGGCAGCGGCAGCGCCUCGGCCCCGGCCCCGACCCGCGGCAGCACCGCCGGGACACGGAGCUGCUGCUGCACGAGCGCCGGCGCUACGAGACCUACGUGCGGGUGCUGGAGACGUGGCUCCGCGGCGGCGGCCGGGACCUGCCGCGCUGGGAGGCGGAGGCGGGGCCGGGGGCGGCCCCCCGGGACCCCCCCGCGCUGAGCAGGGCGCGCUCCAGCCCCUCGCUGGGCCCCGGCGCCGCCGCGCCCCCCCCCGCCCGCGUCCGCAGGAACGAGUCCGAGCGGCGAACGCUGCGGAGCUUCGUGCCCCAACGGCUGCGGGAGCGGCUGUGAGCGGGGGGGGCACGGGGGGACCCGACGCGGGACCGAGGGGGGGGGCACGGGGAGGGUGGGACCGGUACGAGCUGCCCUCGGGCACCACCAGCACUUGGCGGGGGGGAGCAACGUGGGAAACUCAGGGAGACCCCCCCGAAACGGGCCGGGGGUCACAGCCCCCCCCAGCGCCCCCCCCUUCCCCUCUCGGUGCUGCAAUAAAGGUUUUAUGGCCACCGUG